Messenger RNA from Penicillium alfredii, 1065 nucleotides. RefSeq lists its product as uncharacterized. Bases 1 to 1065 code for a protein of 354 amino acids. The transcript has a single exon. NCBI's taxonomy places the organism in Eukaryota, Fungi, Ascomycota, Eurotiomycetes, Eurotiales, Aspergillaceae. Gene Ontology annotation, biological process: zinc ion import across plasma membrane. Gene Ontology annotation, cellular component: plasma membrane. The record is from RefSeq and is a predicted model, not a curated record. Gene Ontology annotation, molecular function: high-affinity zinc transmembrane transporter activity.
AUGUCCUUCGACCCUCAUAACGUCGACCUGGAAACGGCCGACCCAGCCCAGAUCGUGUGCUACCUCAACGCCGAAGGAAACGAAUACGAUGGCCGGCUCGGCGCGCGGAUCUCCGCAAUCUUCGUGAUUCUCGUGGCGUCGUCGGCAGCGACCUUCUUCCCCGUGAUCGCGCAGCGGGUGCCGCGGCUGCGCGUCCCGCUGUAUGUCUACCUGUUUGCGAAGUAUUUCGGCGCAGGCGUGAUCGUGGCCACAGCCUUUAUCCACCUUCUGGACCCGGCAUACGGCGAGAUCGGGCCGAACUCAUGCGUCGGCAUGACAGGCCACUGGGGCGACUACGCGUGGUGCCCGGCAAUUGUGCUGGUGUCGCUGAUGGUGAUCUUCCUAAUGGACUUCGGGGCCGAGCGCUGGGUUGAGGUCCGGUACGGGCUGUGUCGCGACGACCCAGAACCCAUCAUGGCGAGCGAGUCCGAGUCCGGCCACCUCCACCACCACCGCGACUCAGACUCGCGCCCGCGUUCGCAGGACAAGCAAGCCAAGGAAAUUGAGUCGCAGUCCGAAGCCAGCUGGGCCGAGCGCUCGUUCCGGCAGCAGAUCGCCGCGUUCCUGAUCCUGGAAUUCGGCGUCAUCUUCCACUCCGUUAUUAUCGGGCUGAACCUCGGUGUUGCCGGCGACGAGUUCGCCUCCCUCUACCCCGUCCUCGUCUUCCACCAGUCCUUUGAGGGUCUCGGUAUCGGUGCCCGUAUGUCCAGCAUCCCCUUCAAGAAGGGCAGCUGGCUGCCCUGGUUCCUUUGCUCGGCCUACGGCCUCACUACCCCGAUUUCCAUUGCCAUCGGCCUCGGCGUCCGCACUACCUAUAACCCGGGCUCGUUCACGGCCAAUGUUGUGUCUGGUGUGCUUGACUCCAUCUCGGCGGGAAUUCUGAUUUAUACUGGUCUGGUUGAGCUGCUUGCUCGCGACUUCUUGUUCGACCCGCACCGCACUCGCGACAACAAGCGUCUGACCUUCAUGGUCUUCUCUCUGCUGCUGGGUGCUGGCCUCAUGGCUCUUCUUGGGAAGUGGGCUUAA